This is a messenger RNA of Symbiodinium natans, 7149 nucleotides long. Lineage: Eukaryota; Dinophyceae; Suessiales; Symbiodiniaceae. The record is from the annotation of a GenBank genome assembly.
AUGAUGGAGGAGGGCAUGCGCUGGAAGCGGCUGAGCCCCGAUUUUGGGCCUCCGCCAAGACGGGGACACACGAUGACCUACGAGCCGACCUCCCAGAGCUUGGUGGUCUUUGGGGGAUUUAGCAGAGACAAAAACCUGUCUGACACGUGGAUCUUCGAUCUGCAGGCGCAGCGCUGGGAGGAGGUGGCGCUGGAGGAGGCAGAGCGGCCCGCGCCCAGACGUUCUCACUCGGCGGUGUGCGACCCAAAGUCGCACAGCAUCGUGGUCUUCGGUGGUUGGAUCGGCGAUGAAAGUGCAGGCGACGGCGGCGCCGGUGAAAAGACAGACGAGACCUGGAUCUUCGAAGUCAAGGCCAAGCAAUGGGAGGAGCUGAAGUCUGAGGGGGCGCGACCGCCGGCCAGACAGGGUCAUUCGGCGAUCUGGGACCGGAAGUCCCAUGUCACGGUGGUCUAUGGCGGUGCUGGUUCCAACCGCGAGGUUUUCGGCGACCUGUGGGCCUUUGACCUCCAGGCCCAGCGCUGGGAAGAGCUCGUCCCGGACGGGGCGCGGCCCCCAGCCAGAACUGGUCACGCCACGGCCGUCGACUCGAAGUCCCGGUCCAUGGUCAUCUUCGGAGGUUCCACGUCAGAAAGGGUUACUCUUGGGGGAUCGGGCUUGCUCUCGGACGUGUGGACCUUCGACCUGGAGGCCAAGCGUUGGGAGGAGCUGAAGCCCCAAGGUGCGCGACCGCCGGCAAGAUGCUGGUCUUCAGCGACCUUCGACCCGAAGUCUCGGUCCAUGCUGGUCUUCGGGGGCCGUGCUCAGUCAGGCGCUUAUUUGGACGACUUGUGGGUCUUCGACAUCAAGGCUGGGCGCUGGCAGCAGCUGUGGCCUUCCGGCGCGCAGCCCGCGGGCAGAAGUUCCUCUGCCACCGCCUACGAUGCGAAGUCCCGGUCUUUGAUGAUCUUCGGGGGCACGGUCAGCGGAAGCGGACUGGACGACCUGUGGAUCUUCGGCGCCAAGGAUCUGCCCCAGCUUCUGCACCUGGGAAGGGAGCUGGCAAGGUGGCACGCACAAGCCAGGGAGCCCUUGUCGGUGUUGCGGCUCUGCAUGGUGGGCAGGGGCCGUGUCGGGAAGACGACGACCCUGAGGCGCCUGCGGGGAGAGGAGCUGCCGGAGCAAGAGGAGGAGUCCACGGUGGGCGUGGAAGUUUGGACCCGCGAGGUGCCUUCGGACCUCUCCGCCCAGUGGCAGCAGGCUCAAGGCAAGGUCACGGACGGAGCCGCUCUCGGGGCGCUUGGCAUGGUUGAGGAGGAGCAGGAGGAUGAGGAGGAUGAGCAAGAAGAGGAAGAGGAGCGUGCGGAGGAGAGAGGAGGAGCGAAGCAGGCGACUGUCCAGCAAGGAGGUCCGCGAGGCUCCCUGAAGGCCGACGAUGAGGGCAGAAGGGCAGCCGCGCCGCUGCAACGGCAGGGUGCGCAGGUGGUGGAGGCGGCGGAGGCCGCAGAGCUGGUAGGGCCGGCACCACUGAACGCGGACUUCCUACUGAAGCUAGGAGGACGGCAGAGCGGAAUGGAAGGAGCUGCAGGUCCCAAGCCCGAGCUGAGGCUCCAGGCUUGGGACUUUCCUGGCCAACGCGAGUAUUCUCAGCUUAAUCUGCUAUACUUCUCCAGCCGCGCCGUGUACUUGGUGUUUGUCGACCUGAGUGGAGACCCGGAGGAGGAGUGGCAGGAGCUGAAAUUUUGGCUCUGGGCGAUCGCCCAGUAUGCCAGUGAGCCGCUGCCAGAGUGCACAGAUGAGGAUGCAGAGGUUGCUGAGGGCACAGCGCGCCCGAAGCCCCCAAUUUUCUUGGUGGGGACCCGGUGGGCCGAGCGGCGGGCCGGGAUGGAGGAGUGGCUGCAACAGCGCAUGGAAAGCCUGCUGGAGCAGGUGCCGGGCCUGAAAAGCCAACUGCAGAAGAGCCAGGAUGACGAGUGCGGUUGCUGCUGGCUCUUUGGAGUGGAGAACAAGCCUCAGGCGCCUUCGGGUUGCAGAGGCAUCCCGGAACUGCGUGCGGCCGUGGCCCGGGCCGGCCUGGAGAUGGUCCUCCCCGAGACCGAGCGCAGCGAUCCCAGCGAGCCAAGCCAUAAAAGGGAAGAAGAGGAGAAGAAGGAGAAAAAUGAGGAGAGUGAGGAAUGUGAGGAGCAGGAGCCAAGCGCCUGCCACGCGGGCAUCUGCUCAGAGCGGUACCCAAUCCCCUGGCUCCGAGGCCACGACCUCCUCGCCCAGCUUGGCCAAGGGCUCCGGGGCACCGCUGACCCAAAGGAGAUCAACAGGAAGGCACAACUUCAAGAUAGCAAAGAGAGCGAAGACUCCGCAGCUUGCCCGAGAUGCGGCGGCCAACUUGAGGAUCGACAAUGUGGCUCGCUGAAGGGGCCAUUGAGGAUGAAUGCAAGCAACGGGGAGGCGAUGGUGGCCCCGGAAGGUGCAGCCCUCAAAAGAGGAGUUUGCAAAGGCUGUGGAAGUCAGGUCGUGGAACUUUCCUACGACUUCCUGCCCUACCAGAUUGUGGAGGAGCUGCUGCUCGGGAUGCGCCCGCAGGCCCUGGAGCCAGGCGACGUGAAACAGUUUCUCUCCCUGCUGCACAGCCUGGGCAGCUUGGUGUGGUUCCAUGAGCCAGAAGAGCUGCAAGAGCUGGUGAUGCUGAACCCCCGCAAGGUGGCGUUAGCCCUUUGCAGCCUGAUGUUCGUGCGCUUCCGAGAUGCAGGGCACUGGGCGCACUCCAAGGCCUUCGUGAAGGACAUGGAUGCGAAGGUGUCUCAAGCGGAUCGCGGGGAGGUGCUCCGGUUCAGGACGAGUGGUAUCAUCAGUGCGCAGCUCAUGGACACGCUCUGGCCGGAGUUCGCAGAGAAUGAGCGAGAGCUGCUGAGGGAGGUGAUGAUCCAGCGCCGGCUGAUGGUCAAGAGAUCUGAGGCGGAGUUUACGAUCCCAUCCUGUCUCCCUGCAACUCAACUUCCCGAGCCGCCCAUCGCGCCGGAGGACAAGGUGAUCUACGUCAACCUGGACGGCUUCGUCACUGCCCAGCUCUUCCCCCAGCUCGCCGCGCGACUCCACCAGCAGCUCUCCAAAGCCAACUCGGAACUGAAGUCCGGGCCGCCCCAACUCUUCAGCAACCGACUGGAGGCCCGCUCUGCGGCGGGCACCGUCCAUGUAUCGCUCUUCCCAGUCGCGCAACCCAAGCUUCUGCGGAUCCACGCGAGCUCGGAGGAUCUUCUGCGGCAAGCCUGCGACGCCUUCCACAGAUCCAUGGGCUUCCGGAUCGGGGCUCUGCCGUUGAUGAGGGGUGGCACAAGGGACAUUGUGGAAGAGCUGGCCAGAAGAAUUCCGUGCCUGAAAGCAGAAUGCCCUGGGAGCUGUGAGCUCUGCCGAUUGGCGGCUCUUUUGGAGGAACGUUUUCAACUGGAUCUCAGCCCGGAACUCCGAGGCGUGAUCUCCGAAAUUUCCAUGUACGACCACACCCGUCCCUCGGGCAGCUUCAGGUUCAAGGCCUUCGACCACCCUGGAGACGUAGACCUCUCUGAGCAAGUCGUCCUCGAGGCGAACACGGACCAGGAGGCGCUGGAGCAGUUGGCGAAAAGGCUGCAGGAGAAGUUUGGACUCCGCUGGGGCGGUGGCAGCAUGGCCGGCAAGGCCGUCCACUGGGCCGGCCUGAAGACGGGGGACCCCACCUCCGAAGACCCGAAUCGUCUCCUGACGUGGACCUUGGAGGAGCUGCAGAGAGGCAAAAAGGAGGUCAAGCUUCAGAAGCCUCAGGGCACCAGCACAGAGACGGUGGAUCUGGUGUCAGCACUGGCAUGCAGCGCGAGAGGCCGCACGGCCAAGAUCGACAUCUUUGCGAAGACGCGCCUCUUCCAGAACCGGCCAAGAGAUGCGCCCCGUUUCUUCGAGAUCACCAACGUGCUCUACGUCGGCCGCAUUGGCAAGGAUGACCCCCUCAGGCUCAUCACCCCAGUGUCCAAGGACGGACUGUUCAUCCAAUAUUUGGAAGAAGGCUUGAAGGACUACUCUGCCAAGCACCCCAAGGCAGUGAAGUACGUGAAGCGCCUCUGGGAGAGGAGCGCUUUCCUGUCAGCCAGAGGUUUGGGGCGAGAGGCCCAUGUGGCCGCGCUGGAGCUGCUGCAGCCGCUCUUGCAGCACUGGGCUGCCGAGCUCUGCCAAGCAGCCGCCCACGCAGAGGCCCUGGCUGGCAUGAUGAAAAAAGCCCCGCAGGCCACGGGCACGUCUGACUCAACCGCACGCACCAACACCGCCGUGGACGACGCCUUUGCGGACGUGGCCGCCUUGUGCGACCGUCUGCAGGGGCUGCAGCUGAAGCUCUUGCGUGAGAAGCAGGCUGCCGCUGGCAUGGAAAGGGAAGCUGCCAGCGAAGGACUCGCAUCUGUCUCCCUUUGCCUGGCCAAGCUGGAGAAGGUCUCUACAAAGGUGAGGGCUCGGGACGUGCUGGCAGCCGUGCAGUUGGAGCUGGAGGGCUCUGCCGGGCUGGUGGUGACAAACAUGCUGGGCUCCAUGCCCCGCCUCGCAAAGCCUCUGGGGUGGCAGUGGCAAAUGCCCUCGGACCACCUUCCGGUGGGUGCCGUCAUCUGCGUGGUGGGCCGGAAGCUCCGCGCGGUCUCCUACAACGUCCUGAACAAGCGCUACUACAAGUACAUUCAAAGCGACUCACAGGGGCUCCAGGGCUCCUUGAUCUCGACCCUCCACGGCACCCCGGAUGAGGGUGCAGAAGGCGAGGAAGGAGAUGCGCUGGCAGAUGGCAGGGAGCGCCGGGUUGCCGAGCUGGUCUUCGCAAUGUUGCACCCUCCCCCACUACCACACUUCGAGCGUGUGCACCUGCUCGGCCUGCAAGAGUGCUCCCCGGACUUCCUGCGGAUCCUCAAGAAGAGGCUGAACAAGCACGGGCGCUACGAGGUGCUGCAAAGUGGCGAGGAGGAGGAUGCGAACCAGGAGGCUGUGGUCUUCGACCGCGAGUCUCUCACCUUGGUGGAGCAGACCUGCCACCGCGGCCACGCAGCCUACACGACGGCCGAUGCCAAGAAGGCCAUCAUGGAGGUGAAGUUCAAGUUGGGCGGUUCCAAGGCCGGUCUGCGCCUGGUGACGACGCACCUGCCGGGGAAGCCCUUUGGCCCCGCCCGGCAAGAGUUUGCGGACUCCCUUGCCCAGCUUCUGAAGGAGGACCUGCCCACGUUGCUGCUCGCCGACAUAAACUUUCCGGAAGAGGCCAUGGUGCCGCUCUUAGCGCAGCGGGAGGUGCGCGCGGAGUUCGUGGAGAUUCCCCAUCCCACCAACAUCUGCACGGGGUCGCUGCUGCCGAAGAGGAUUGACAGCAUCGCGGUCAUCGCCACAGAGGGCAGCGAGAUCAGCGCCAAGGUUCUGCGCUUCGAGUCCAUCACGUUCAAGCUCGUCACGGGCGCCGUAGUACGAGUCCGAGCGGACGUCGAUGAACAGAAGCUGGGUGAGGUGUCCAAAGGGGAGAUGGGGCGUGUGGUGGAAGUGCACGGGACCGGCGUUCGGGUCAACUUUCUAUCACAGCUGGGCUGGCAAGGCGAGAUCGAUAAGGUCGAGCUUUGUUCUUCAGAAGCGGUGGAGGACUUCCUGCAGUCCAUCACCUCCAAGCUCGUCACGGGCGCCGUGGUGCGAGUCCGAAGCGACAUCGACGAAUCGAAGUACGGAGAUGUCUCCAGAGAGGAGAUGGGGUGCGUGAUCGAAGUGAAGGGGACCGACGUGCGCAUCAACUUUCCUACGAAGAAGGCGUGGAAAGACUGCAAAGUCGAGAUCGACGAGGUGGAGCGUUGUUCUCCAGAAGAGGCGGACAAGUUCCUGCAGGCCCUGUCCAGCUCCAAGAUCGUCCCGGGCGCCGUGGUGCGAGUCCGAGGAGACAUCGCGUCCAAAGGGGAGAAAGGGCUUGCGGAAUACGUGGACAGCGACAACGAUGUGUUCAUCCAGUUUCCGUCUGAGAGGAGAUACUUCCCCGUCGGCGAGGUCGAGCUCUGUCCUGCAGAGGAGUCGGAGGAGUUUUUGCAGUUCAUUCCCAAGCUCUUCGUGGGAGCCGUGGUGCGAGUCCGGGGCAAGGGAGACUUGGGGCUCGUGACGGAAGCGGAGGGGUUCAAUGUGCUGAUCGACUUUCCAGCCAAAGCAGGCUGGAAAGGUCGCGCGCUGGAGGUCGAGCUCUGUUCCGCAGAAGAGUCGGAGAAGCUCUUGCAGUCCAUCCCCGAGCUCGGAGCCGUGGUGCGAGUUCGAGGCGAUGUUGACGAGCCACAGUAUGGCUGGCAAAACGUGUCCAAGGGAGACUUGGGCCGCGUGGCGGAAGUGGAGGGACUCGGAGUGCGCAUCAACUUCCCGGCGCAAGCUCGCUGGAAAGGUCACGUCAUGGAGGUGGAGCCUUGUUCUACAGAGGAGUCGGAGGAAUUUUUGCAGUCCAUCCCCAAGCUCUUCGUGGGAGCCGUGGUGCGAGUCCGGGGCAACGUCGACGAGACGAGGCACUGGCGGAACGUCUCCAAGGGAGAUUUGGGGCGCGUGACGGAAGUGAAAGGGUUCAACGUGUGGAUCAAUUUUCCGGCGCGAUGGGGCUGGAAAGGCGAGGUCGAUGAGGUCCAGCUCUGCUCCGCAGAAGAGUCGGAGGAGUUUCUGGAGGCUUGGGCGGUUCCCUUCCCUGGCUUCGAAGAAGCCGUGCGGCUGCUGGAGUCCAGGUCCCUGGAGCUCGACGAGGAGGCCAUAAUCCAGAAGGCGGCGGAGCGCCGCGCCGAGGCGGCGCUGAAGCUUUCAGCUCUGGAGGGCCCUGGCACCUUGGCCGGGCCUGUGAGCAGCGCCCUGCGCAAGGCGGAGGCCAAACCGAUGGCGGAGUGCUCAGCGACCCUGGAUCCCGCACAGACCACGCUGAAAGAGGAAGUGAACAGGCUUUCAGAGGAGCUCGCCACGCUUAAGGCCGAGUUUGAGCAGCUGCAGAAGCAGGGCGGAGGGAAAGCAGAGGCCAGCUCCGAAGAGAAUAACGUGCAGACCACCGGUCAGAAGGCAAGCACUGGCAACGUGGCCCUCGGCGGCUGGACGCGCUUGAUGGCUCUACGGGAGAUGGCGGGAGAUGCAGAUGAUGUAGCCCCGGAUGUCUUCGGCGCUGACGAGUGCCUGUGCGAUGCCGGGUGA